UAAAUAUUAAAAUAGGAAUUUUUCGUGAUUGAUUGGACAUUCGAAUGUUUACAUAACAAAUGAAAUAAGUGAAAAACAAAUUCCAUACAACACAAAGUAACAAGCACAUAAGGCAGCACAAUAAUACAAUUCUUCUUCAUAUUUCACGAUUAAAUGUGAUUUAAUAAAAAAAAAAGCAGACGAGAUGCAAAGACAUAUUAAAGACACUACGAGAUGUAAAACAAUAUGUGAAUUUGUGUGAGACACACAGAGAAGCACUAAAUAAAGCAAAAGGAGGAGGAAGAGCUGCUUCCUGUGAAUAAACAACUAAAGUUUCUUUUUUUCGGUAAAGAAUAUAAAAUAAAAUAAAAAGUGCUGUAAAAAGUGAAUCAUAAAAUAUGAAAUAAGAAAGUAAAAAGCAAGCAAGUUCUUCGUCUUGAAAAUGUGCAGGAAAAAAGGAGAGAUGAAAUAUGAAAUAUUUUAGCAUGUAGCAAAAAAAAAAAGUUUCGUUACAAAUGAAAACAGAUGAAAUAAAACAUAUUAAAUAACGCUCAUUGGAAUCCCUUGGAGACGGUUGAAUUGUGUGAGAAACAAAACAAAAAAGUAAAGGAAAAGAAAAUCAGCAAACAAUACAGCAAGGAGAAAGGGAAGCUCAGCAGCUUAGUGGCAAAAUAUAGAUAGCAGUAGCAAGAACUUUAUUUAAGUGUAUAUGGUGAUAUGAUAGCAAUUGUGAAACUUAAAAUGUUAUUCGCUACACUAGCGAAUACACGGAUGCGAAUCCCUUUAUUAUGUUUGUUUCUAGCAGCAGAUAUAUCAGUGGGAUUGCGUGAUGUUCGUGUCACCAUUCCAACAGCCAUAAAGCGAGGUGAUAACGCUCUAUUAAUUUGUAAUUAUGAUAUGGAAGGAGAUUCACUGUAUUCGAUAAAAUGGUAUAAAGGCAAACGUGAAUUUUAUCGUUACACACCGAAGGAACCACAAUCCAUAAAAACAUUUCCCGUGGCUGGUAUAAAUGUCGAGACUAGUUUAUCGAAUGCAUCACAAGUCGUGAUAUCACAAGUAGAUACAAACAUCUCUGGAAAAUUCUCAUGUGAAGUAUCUGCCGAUGCUCCACAUUUCAAUACCAUGAUCGUUUCUGGCGACAUGCAAGUUGUUGACAUUCCUGAAGCGAAGCCAUUUAUUGACGGUAUCUCAACAAGAUAUAGACCCGGAGAUGAGCUAAAAGGAAAUUGUAGCAGUCAAUUUUCGAAACCAGCUGCUAAUCUUACGUGGACGGUGAACGAUCUUCCGGCGUCACCAUCACAAAUGAUAUUUUAUAAAUUAUCGAAGAAUGACAGCAAUUUAGAAUCAACAAUUUUAGGUAUACAUUUUCCAAUUACUCAGCAACAUUUUGUGCGAGGGAAAUUGAAGCUCCUAUGUACAGCACAAAUUCACGACAUUUAUCAUCAAAGCGAUGAGCGACUGAUAGAAGAAGUGAGACCGAAAAUAUUGGCUACGGGUACAUCAAACAUGAACAUGUAUCAUAGUAUUAAUGAAGGGGAAUUAAGCAAUCCAAAUGUUGGAAUGACCCAUUAUAAAGCCGAUUUGCCAUCAUCAUCAAAUUCCAAAAAUUUCGUUCAUUCAUACUUGACAAUAUGUUGGAUUACAUUCUACAUUUGCACAAUUUGCACGAUAUUAUUCUACUCAUUACGUGUCGGAAUUUCCUGAUUAUACUAUUUAAAGGAGGUCGUUAAGAUAUAAAAUAAUAAAGUGACUAUAUCUGACGCGCUUCCUUCAACAUACGGCAACACAAUCACAUCAACGACAGUGACGGAAGAGAGUGAGAGAUAAUGAUGACUAAACAUCCAAGCCAGUUAUGUUGAAAAUUAUGCUGCGGUAGCUAAAAAAUAUAUAUAAACAUAAUAAAAACCAAGCAGAAAUCCGCAACAAAGUUGUUACAUUUAGUCAGUAAUUGCCCUAGUGAAUACAGAAUAAAAAAAAAUCCUAUGUUAAAAAAAUAUAUAAUUCUUUUUGUAGAUAAUCCA
Molecule: messenger RNA, 2000 nt
Organism: Chironomus riparius
Lineage: Eukaryota; Metazoa; Arthropoda; Insecta; Diptera; Chironomidae
Source: the annotation of a GenBank genome assembly